AUGAAUUCAUCAGCACCUCAUACCUUUAUGCCCAUGGGCUCUAACGCCCGUGCUUCUGAGCCUGGCUCGCCAGAAUUUGAUGCGUUCAUCCACUCUGAUCUGUGCGCAGGACCCAGUCAAACACCAGAAGCUCCAUCGGCGACCACAUCUUCCACGACAAGCACCAGCACUGCUUCCUCUGCGUCCUUUGGGUUCGCGGCGGCACUGUACCCACAGAACCUCGUAAAGCAGGAAGAUGCGAUGCCUCUUUGGGGCAGUGCGGAUCCUGUCACGGCUGCGGCCGCUGCGUCUUCGACCUCCUCGUCCUCGACGGCGGCGGCGGCAGCGGCGGCCCUCUCCUCGGAGCCAGGCUCCUCGUUACGGCUACCUGACCCUUCGUUCCCCAACUCUUCGUUGUGGGCGCCUGGUGCUGCUGCGUCGGUGCCUGGCGCGCCGCAUGUCGUCUCGGCGUUUCGGACGUUGGGGGCGGCUGCGACGUCAUCGUCGCCUACGAAGCAGGACACGAGUGCAGGUCAUGCGGCUCUUGCCCAGCUGAUCGGACAUGGCACGAUGCCUGCCUCGGCGCCCUCGUGGCUCUCGCAGUCGCUGCCGGCCCCCACCACCACGCCAUCGUCGACGUCCGAGGCGUCAUCGAGCCAAUCCGACGGCCCUCAAGCCAAGCGGGCGCGCGUGAGUGAGUCGCCUGAGCGCAAGGCCCGGUCCAUUUCUGCGUCCAUGUCGACCAUGUCGGCCGAUGAUGAGGAGGGGGAGCGUGGCCGUACCCAACGUCGCUCUGCUUCGGCUGGCUCACGGCGUGCGCCGCCCUCGGCAUCGCAAGUGACGGAAGCAGGUCUGCCGUUCCCUGUGAUUGAUACGUCGGUGAAGCAUUCGAGUCUGUUUGUGCCGCCUGACACGUCUGGCCUGACCAAACGCGAGGCGCGCCUGGUGAAGAACCGCGCCGCGGCCUUUUUGUCACGGCAACGCAAGCGUGAGCAGUUUGAAGAGCUUGCGUGCAAAUGCCGUGCGUUGGCGCGUUUAUCGUAUAUGCUUUGGGACGCCUUGGAUCAUGCUACGGCGUCGUCCAGUGCCCUACCAGGCCUCUCGUCGAUGGAUCGUGUGCUGGAAGCCACGUCGCUUCAUGAGCAGCUGGCCUUUGAUACCGAUGGUCUGCGGUCCACGCUGCAGCAAGUCGUGGCGAACAAAGGCGGGAUGAUUGUGGAAGGCAUCAUGGGCGACGAUGGGCCGUCCAAGACGCGAACGCACGAUAUUACAGCGCAGCUGGCCGCGUCGCAAAAAGAGUGUGAACGUCUUCGUGCAGAGUUGGAUGCGCUACGUGAUUCUACCUCUACGACGUCCCCCACCACCUCGUCGACGUCGUCGCUGGUGCAGCUGGUGGGCGAUGCUCUGAUGAAGGCGCACCAAGCGCCGCCGGAAUCGGACGCGGCCGAGCUGCUAUCGAAAGACGAUGGCGCGAUGCAGAUGCGUAUGGUGGUUGCGCCGGAGAGCGAGGCGGUCCUGUGCACACUGACGCCAGAGUCGCAUACGGAGCGACUGUCUGCAGCGUCGCCGGCUAUGGCGGCGACGGCGCACGACGACGAGGAAAAGUCGUGGCGGUGCUCGACGCCCGUGGAGUCCAGCGAGGCGUCGAUGCCCUCGUUGUGUUCCAGUGCCUCCCCGUCGCUGUCCUCGCUAUCGAGUGGCAGCUCGGGAGCGCGUCGUUCACAUGCGCGGCGCGUGGUGGCAUACUGUGCAGGGGUGGAUCGAUCCACGUCGCUGUUGGGCGACGUACGCCCCUUGUACUUGGACGACUGGGCCGCGGCGCAUGCAGAGCCACUUCAGCAGCCGACGUCGGUGCGCAGUAGCCGUACAGAGGAGGUGGUGCAGUGUGCGACGCGCGCUUUGGAGACGCUGCUGACUCAAAACAAGAUGGAUGUACAGCAGGGUUGCUUCCUAGUCGCCUCGCAGGGCAACGAGGCGCUGAAGUUGGCUCUGUAUGCCAAGCCUUGUGCGGAGGAGACGUCGUCGCAGCACGGCGCGUUCCUUCUUCCGGCGGUGCGCGAUACGUUGCGUGCGUUGGCCGAGGGUGAGUAA
Malassezia pachydermatis is the source of this 2070-nucleotide messenger RNA. RefSeq names its product bzip transcription factor domain-containing protein. The transcript has a single exon. Gene Ontology annotation, molecular function: DNA-binding transcription factor activity. Lineage: Eukaryota; Fungi; Basidiomycota; Malasseziomycetes; Malasseziales; Malasseziaceae. Gene Ontology annotation, biological process: regulation of DNA-templated transcription. The coding region runs from base 1 to 2070 and encodes 689 amino acids. The record is from RefSeq and is a predicted model, not a curated record.